Molecule: messenger RNA, 3168 nt
Organism: Anarrhichthys ocellatus (wolf-eel)
Lineage: Eukaryota; Metazoa; Chordata; Actinopteri; Perciformes; Anarhichadidae
Gene: kif22
Product: kinesin family member 22
Exons: 13
Coding region: 1062-2987 (641 amino acids)
Biological process (GO): spindle elongation; microtubule-based movement; mitotic spindle organization
Cellular component (GO): microtubule associated complex
Molecular function (GO): ATP binding; microtubule binding; microtubule motor activity
Source: RefSeq, a predicted model, not a curated record
CCUAAACCACCAAACCGGAGAAGACUGAAAACUAUUCAUUGACUUUGCUUAUAAGGUUUUAAAAAUCAAAUCUCAGUGGUUAUUACCUGGUGUUCUGCGUCUGUUCACAAAGGCAUUUUUCGGCGUGGCUUGUGUUUGCUCUUCAUCAAAGUCAAACUCAGUUGGACUUAGAGGCCUGUAAAAAAAACAGUAAUGAUGUUUCACAUUACCUGUACACAAACAAAAAUCCUAACUGAUGAAAUGAUGAGAAAUAGUCGUACUAACCUGCGGUCUCUCUCCUCCCUCUGUCUUUCCUUUGCUGCCCCUUGCUCGUCCUCUCUUUCAGGUGAGGGGGUACGAUCGGGAGUAGGGGGCCUCCUAGGAAGGGGCUCAAAGUUCAGUUCCAGCAUCUCCCCUUUAGAGAGGAGCUCAUACAGUCUUUUGAUCUCGGCAGGAGGGGGCAUCCAGUUUUUGGGGUCCUCCAUUUCCUCGUCACUGUACGCAAGCUCCCAUUCACCGUCCACUCCCGCAGCCUGCUUUCCCUCUCCACCUCCCACCCCCGUGUCUGCCUGAGGUUCAUCCUUGUGUACUUCUCUUUCCACUGCAGCUGAGGAGGCAGCACAAAUGUGCACAAAGUCAGUCUCACAAAAGUACGACACUUCAGUAUUACAUGAUAUGUAGAUUACUUUUUUUAUUAUAGGUACUACAGUUAAAGUACACAAUGACACUGAACAUUCAACUCUUUACAGUAUUAACCUUGGGCACUUUCCAGACUCUGAGUAGUGGACUUUCUCCUUAAUGAUGAGAUGUCUUCCCUGCUACGUGUGCUUUCAAUGUGUGUGUGAUUUGUGUUUCUUACCCUUUUCAUUCUUGGUGUUUGCAUCCUCUUCCGUGGCAGCUGUCAUGUCCGUGUCCUGUUCGUGUGUGUCGCCCUCUUCCUCUUUGCCUGCUGCAGGUUUCUCUGCGUCGUGCACCCCCAGAGCCUCAAUGCCCUCUCUCAGUGAGGAGUCUGUGGCUUCAGCCUGCAUCCUUCCUACUGCUGCUGGUGAACUUAGUAGUCACAGAUCUGCUAAAACACAAGCAUGAAUAAUGAAAAGCUACAUGUUAGUACAAAUCAAAGUAAUAGUUCAAAUAUGGCUCAGCGUUUGGCGGUGUCCGAUGGAGCACACAAGAAGACCGCCAGCGUUCGGGUAGCGGUUCGCCUGCGACCCUAUAUGGACACUCAAGAUGAGAAGGACGAGGGCCCGUGUGUGAAAGGCCUGGACUCACAGAACCUGGAAAUAAUCAACUGGAGAAACGCUACAGAAACGGUCAAAUACCAUUUUGACGUGUUUCAUGGUGAGCAAACAACACAGCAAGAAGUGUUCCUGUCAUCAGUGAAGCCCAUUUUAUCACACGUACUGAAUGGACAGAACUCCAGUGUCUUUGCUUAUGGACCAACAGGAGCUGGUAAGACCCACACCAUGAUGGGCAGUUCAGAUCAGCCGGGUGUGAUCCCCCGAGCCGUUCGAGAGGUCUUCAAGCUGGUCAAAGCUAAAGAUGGCAAUGAAGGAUGGGACUACAGCAUCAGCAUGUCUUAUUUGGAAAUUUACAAUGAAAAGGUGCUGGAUCUUCUAUCGCCAAGCUCCCAGGAUUUACCAAUCCGAGAGAACAAGGACAAGAACAUCCUGAUCCCUGGUCUGACUCACACAACUAUCUCCUGCUUCUCAGAUUUUGACAAACAGUUUGUCCCUGCCAGCCUCAAUCGUACUACAGCCUCUACCAAACUAAAUCAGCGCUCCAGCCGCAGCCAUGCUAUCCUCCUCAUCAAGGUUGUUCGGACUCAGCGUGCCCUGCCCCACAGACAGCAGACGGGGAAGCUGUACUUGAUAGACCUGGCUGGGUCUGAGGACAACCGUCGCACCGGCAACCAAGGCAUCCGGCUGAAGGAGAGCGGCGCCAUCAACCUGUCUCUCUUCACCCUCAACAAGGUCGUGGACUCUCUUAACUCGGGCACCGCCGCCCGCGUGCCGUACAGAGACAGUAAACUGACGCGGCUGCUACAGGACUCUCUGGGUGGCUCGGCGCACUCUGUCAUGAUCACCAACAUUGCACCUGAAUACAAAUUCUAUUUUGAUACGUUCGGUGCUCUCAACUUUGCCUCCAAAUCCAAGCUCAUUGUGAACAAGCCCUUCACCUGUGAAACUGUGGCAGUGCCUGUGCUGCCAAUGAAGCGGGCCAGAGAAGACCACGAGGCAGGGGGGUCUGGCACCGAGCCACAGAAGAAGAAGAAGCAGAAAGACGAGAGGAAAAGUGAACAGGACGGCUCCUCGCCGUCUUCACAUUUCCACAGUUUGUCAGAACCGUCAGUGAUGGACAGACUAAUAGCUCUGGAGAAGCUGAUGAUGAACUGCCAGGACAAGGAUGAGCGCAGCAUGCUGAAAGAUGUAGCCCAGUCUCGCAAGGAGAUCCAGGAGAUCAAAGAGAAGCAGAGGGAGUUUGAGAGCAAGGCCAUGCUAUUCAGUCGUUUGGAUGGAGAAAAGUCCUUCAAGAACAGCACAGCUCCUCUGCAAAGAAAACCGUCAGCUGCCACCAAAGCCAAUAAGCAGCAGGCGGUGGUCCAGCCCCUACAGGUGACCCAGCUCCAGCUCCAGCCUCUUCAGCAGCUGGCCGUCGUCAAAAAACAGUCCGUCUGCGUCAAGAAGAAGAAAGAGAGGAAGAUUUCAGACCAGGUUGAGCUUCCAGAUGGUAAAGAGAAUAUUAUGGAGACUGGUUGGGAAUCCCAGCUUGACACGUCGGUGCUGGAGCACUCCAGACAGAAGAUCCUGCAGGUUCUCAACACGGGCACCCUCAAAGAGCUGAAGGGUCUGCAGCAGAUCGGAGAUAAGAAGGCGAAGCUCAUCCUGGGCUGGAGGGAGAUCCAGGGUCACUUCAUAAAGUUGGAGGAUGUGAUGAAAGUUGAGGGUAUGACGGCGAAGAGAUUUUCCACCUUCAUGAAGGCAAACAUCCUGAGCACCAUGGGGAAGUGAUUUUAUUUUUAUGUUUUUAAGUCUUUUAAUUUUUUUUAAUAUUGUACCGUUUUUGUUAAAUGUAUAUCAAUUCUAUCGAAAGCUUUUGACGUGUAUGCUUUGCUUCAAGAUGUUUUUGUAGUUACUACUGUGCUCCAGCUGGUGGCGCACUGCUGCUUUUUAAUAAAUAUCUCACGUGACA